AGAAUUACUUUUUAUAUUUUGAGAAAUUUCGGUGGACGGAGAAACCACGUAUUCGCUGAACAUUAGUGGCAGUAUAUUAAGAAACCACGUGGCAUAUUUGAAAAGUCCCCAACCAUGUCCCAAUAAUUAGGGAGUGAAUUGCUAGAACUCUCCCAUCUGACCAUCUGGGUUUCAAUCAUCCAUGGCCACCCGGCUAGCGAGAAAGCUGCCAUCAUCGUUCUCGGCGUUUUCCUCAUCUACGAUUACCAAAUUGACGUCGGGCAUCUCACCUCCGUCGAUGAGCCAUGGCGGACCCGGACUCAGGUGUGCCUCCUCUUCCUCUUCCUCUUCCUCAUCAACAACAACGACUGGAUCAAAUUCUUCAUCUUCUAAGCGUGAGAAGAAGAUAACAGACCGUCUAUCAGCCGUCAUAGACGCCGUCAACGACCGUAAACUCCCUCCCGAGCUCCGUGGCCAACGCAACAACGUUAGAUCGGAAACCGACAUCAUCAACGUAGUUGAGCAAAGAAUAUGGCAUUCAAUGGAAGAGGGUCAGUUCGAGAAUUUAGCAGGGAAAGGUAAACCUCUUAACCUUAACACAAAUCCUCAUGCAGAUCCAGCUGAAGACACCCUUUAUAGGAUACUCUCGAAGAACGGAUGUGCUCCGGAGUGGGUAGAACUUAACAAGGAGAUCAGGAACAAAGUAUCCGAAUGGCGAGUCGCUUUGAAGAAAGCAUGGACAAGCAAAUGCAAUGGAAAUGAUGAAGAAAAAUGGAUUGAGCGUUGUGAAUCUUUGAAGAAGCAAUUACGUGACAUUAACGAUAAGGUUUUCCGGUAUAAUUUGAUUGUUCCGUUCGGCCGCCAAAUGUUCGGAUUGAAAUGGGAAAAAGAAGUGGCCCGCCUUGAAGAAUAACUAGAACAAGGAAAGGUCUUCAUGUGAGUCGGAGGAUUCAUGGAAAUCACCUUUUAGACCCAGCUUUUAGCCCGGCGAUUUCUCUAGGCGUCUUCGAAUUUUUUAUUUUUAGUUUAGAACAAGUGUUUAGAACAUUCAUCAAAGCAUUUAUUUGUUUUCUUUUGCAAAA
Gossypium arboreum is the source of this 1061-nucleotide messenger RNA. RefSeq lists its product as uncharacterized. The transcript has 4 exons. The coding region runs from base 182 to 892 and encodes 236 amino acids. The record is from RefSeq and is a predicted model, not a curated record. Lineage: Eukaryota; Viridiplantae; Streptophyta; Magnoliopsida; Malvales; Malvaceae.